Molecule: messenger RNA, 1513 nt
Organism: Lycium ferocissimum
Lineage: Eukaryota; Viridiplantae; Streptophyta; Magnoliopsida; Solanales; Solanaceae
Product: mitogen-activated protein kinase kinase kinase 20-like
Exons: 1
Coding region: 241-1314 (357 amino acids)
Biological process (GO): protein phosphorylation
Molecular function (GO): protein kinase activity; ATP binding
Source: RefSeq, a predicted model, not a curated record
AAAAUACAAUUUGAAAUAAAAAGGAAAAGUAAAGAAAUUUCCCACGCUAUAUAUAGAAGUGCCGUGUGAAACAGAGUUCGACGUAAAUUGCUCCUUCAUCUGAUAUCUUCUUUCCUUCUAUAACAGAAAAGCCUAAACUACCAAAAUAUCAGCUCAAGAAACUUCCAUUUGAAAAGCCUAAACUACCAAAAUUUCUGCUCAAGAAACUUCCAUUUUCAAAACAAAACAAAAAAUAUAGCCAUGGAUUGGGUAAGAGGUGAAGCAAUAGGCCAUGGAAGCUUUGGCAGAGUCAGUUUAGCAGUACCCAGAAACCAGAGCACUCAAGUUAUGGUGGUCAAAUCAUCUUCAGCUUCUCUCUCAGAUACUCUUAUGAACGAGAAGUUAAUUUUGGAUGAGAUUAAAGGUUGUCCACAAAUCAUCAACUGCCUUAGUGACAGCUAUACCUACGAAAACGGCGAAAAGUUAUACAAUGUCUUAUUGGAGUAUGCCUCUGGUGGUGCUCUAUCGGAAAAACUCAAGAAUUCCGGUGAUCGUAAGUUGCCUGAGUUUGAAAUCAGGAGAUACACCAAGGCCUUAUUAAAAGGGCUACACUAUAUCCACAAGUGUGGCUAUGUCCACUGUGAUAUUAAACCGCAGAAUAUUCUUCUGGGCGAAGAUGGUGAAGUUAAAAUCGCUGAUUUUGGUUUGGCAAAGAGAGCCGAAUCACAUGAUAAUUUGCGAUGUGAAUUGAGGGGUACCCCACUUUACAUGUCGCCGGAAAUGGUUACCGCCGGCGAACAGGACACUCCCGCCGAUAUCUGGGCACUUGGGUGUGUAAUUGCUGAGCUGGCAGCUGGUGUACCAGUUUGGAAAUACACAGACUUGACCCAAUUAUUGAUGAAAAUUGGAGUUGGUGAUGAGUUACCUGAAUUUCCAGCGAAGUUAUCGGAAGAAGGAAAAGAUUUUCUAGAAAAAUGCUUCGUAAAGGACCCGAGAAAAAGAUGGACGGCUGAGAUGCUUCUAAAACAUUCAUUUAUUGCUAAUCAAGAUGACACUGUUACAUUGAAUGACGAAAGAUGCAUGAGUGGAACCCCCACAACAUCACCUAGGUGCCCAUUUGAUUUCCCAGACUGGGUAUCUGAUGACUCUGCUGAAUCAACAGUUACAUGUCCAAUUACAUCUUUGCCCUCGCCGGCAAUUCAAGAAUUGAUGAAUUAUAACGGCGGGUCAUGGUCCACAGAGCCGGCUGAGAGGCUGCGAGAAUUAUUAGUGGGUGAAACCAGACCUAAAUUAUCUGACUGGUCUGCUGCUGAUGGUUGGGUCAGUGUUAGAUGAUGUCAAAGUAUGUAAAAUUUUAGGUAUAGAGAAGCCUGAGAUUAAUUCAGAUUCUCCAGAGUUCUGCAGAAUUUUUUGCUAGCAGCUCUUUUUUUCUUUUUUUUAAUUUCUUUCACAACAGUGAUAGUCUAGGCCAAAUUUUUCAAUUUUUUUGUACAGUUCAUCGUAUAUAAAACAGAACUCAAUUAUAUUGAUGAUA